Messenger RNA from Didymodactylos carnosus, 2417 nucleotides. The record is from the annotation of a GenBank genome assembly. Lineage: Eukaryota; Metazoa; Rotifera; Eurotatoria; Philodinida; Philodinidae.
AAUGGGUUUUACAACUGUUCUAUUUUUUUCAGUUUAUGGAGGUAUUUUUUCCCCUCUCUUUCAGUGCAAGAAACGAUCGAACGCCAUGAAUGUAAUAAUUAUUUAGACAUCGAAAUGUUGAUGUCAGGAAAAAAGGUUGUUUUUCUAUUAUGACUGAAAUAGAAACAUUUCUGUUAACGCACCAAGUGUAACAGAAGAAACUACACUGCAUGUAUGUUUGGUUUUUUCUUCUCUCUUAGAUUGUAGACCGUUCAUUCGUUUACGAAAAGAUUCCCCAUGUAUUUCUCUACAAAAUCGUGUAUAGGAGAUGAUCCGCAUGUUUAAGACGCUAGCUUAACUGAACACAAAUCACAAUGUUCUAUAAAUUUAAAAAGGUUUUAAUUUUGAACUCCAUUUUGAAAGUGAUAGGAAGAACAUCUGCGAUCGUUUCUUGACACAUUCAGAUGUUCCCUAUCGAAUGGCGAAAGACUCAUCUCAUCCUCGUCGAUCGGACGUGAUAAAAAUGUGUAGUUAAUAAUUGACUGUCAUAAUUGAACAAAAUGUUCUAGUUUUAGUUUUUCGAUUAUUUUCAGAAAAGUUCCACCAAAAGUUUCGCACUUGAAUCGAGUAAAUCUUCAAAAUGACGCAAGAAUGAGCCUGAUUGAUGCAUUUUUGACUGAGGACUGUUCAUUUUACCAAUUGAUAGAGAAUUUUUUGUGCUACAUGUUAAUCAUUUGUUCUGGAUGCAACGCGUAGGUUGAAGUUCAUACUGACGAAAUACAGUUUUUCGAGUUAAAUGUUUUAAUUUUCUAAGAUAUUUUUGUGUUUUGUUUAAUUAAGGCAGUGUGCCAAACUUUAGGAUCAUCUUCUAUACACAGUUUUGUAGACAAAUAAAUGAGGAAUCUUUUCGUAAAAGAAUGAACGGUCCACGAUCUAAGAGCGAAGAGAGAAAGAAAAAAAUACAUAUAGUGCAAUUUCUUCUGUUACAUCUCCGUAUUUCUCCUAACGAGUUUAGAUUUAAUAUUUCUUUUUUAUUUGUCCUCGCAGCAUUUUCUAUACCGAAUUAAUACACUCAACAAGAAAAGGAAAGAACAAGAACAAUGACGCUAUAAGUAGUAUAACUCUGUAGUGUACUUACUACAGCUAUUAUCAGCCUAUUUAUUAUUUUUUUGUUGUCUCUUUGAGUACAAGGACUUUCUUUAGAUCUAUGAAGAGAAAAUUAGGAAAACCCUCUCUUCUUAUAGAGAAUAGAUAGAAAUUUGUUUUUGUAUAAUUCCAUUAAUUGAAGAGUAUUUUCGUUCUGUAACUAUUUAUUUCCAUCUAGAUUUAUUCUGCAAGAUUAAACAACAGAGAUGAUAUAUCGACUAUUUUGAAUACAAUAACAAAUCCAUACUAAAUUCAAUAGACUGUCACAUACUAUAGAAACAGUUGGGAAUUGAUAAAAUGGUAAGUGGUGAGCAAAAGUCUCAUUUAUGUCCUGAUGCCAUUCAAAUAAUAGUCUCUCUACGGAAGUUGUAAUAGAUGAAAUGAUUCUAUCAUUUGCCUUUUCUGAACUCUGCGGGAUGAUAAUUAUCAAAGAUUCAGUAAAUUUAGUUCAUCUAAUAUAUGCUGGAGAAUUGAAACUUUGUUAUGCACUGUCCUACUAGGAAAAUAGUACAGACUCAAAAAGUAUUUCCAGUUAGAUGUGAUGGGUCUCAGUUGUUAUGUGCAUGUCCACCACUUUUGGUUGUUUCUCAUAUAUUUAGUUAAUGCUAUCACUGAUCUUCACAGACGAUCAUCCACUGAAUUCUGUAUUGAUUCUUCUAUACAUUUUGUUUAGAGUGCAAAACCCGAAAGCUUUUGGAAAGAGAAAAUGACAAAUUUGUUUUAUUUAUACGGUAAACGAAAAUUUUCUAUUAUAUUAUUAUUAAUAAUCUAAUAAAUAUGACAAUAGUUUAGAUGCUGAUCGAGAUGGUUCAAUAACACCACUUGAUUUCGACAUUCUUGCUAGUAAAUUAUCGGAUCUCAUAGGUCAAGACAACCCAAAACAUUCCGAACAAUAUGCAACGGCACGAAAAACAUUGUGCGCAGAAAUAAUGCGAGCCGAUGCAAAUCAUGAUGGAAAAGUGACACUUGAUGAAUGGUUAGAAUUUCAUCGACGAUUAAAAGAUGAAUUAACUAAACCUGACACGAAUCCAGACUUGGUUGAACAAUUGUGCAAUAGAAUGAACACAACAUUUCAAAUGUUAGAUUUGAACAAUGAUGGUGUUAUCGAAAAAGAUGAAUGGAUAAAAACCUGUGGAUUUUUUGGUGUAAAAACGGAUGUGGCUGAAAAAGCCUUUAAUCAAAUAGCCAAAGAUGGAAAACUAAAAGAAGAUAAAGCAAAAAAAUUAUUUUUUGAAUACAUCAAAACUGAUGAUCCAAAUCAUAUUUCAAAUUGUUGUCUGUGCUUUUUAUAA